AUGAUUGGAAGAACAAUCUUAAGAGUUGUGUUCCCCAAACAACAUAGUCGCUGGUUCCUCUUUUUCUCAACCUCUCACUCCUCGGACGACAUAGGAACCUGCAUUGUCUCCCUUCAAUCUUGUGCCCACAACACAAACCUCUCCAAAGGAAAGGAACUUCAUUCCCACUUGCUCAAAAAUGGUUUCUUUGCAUCCCCAUUUGCCAUCACCAGCCUUAUCAACAUGUAUUCCAAGUGCACCCUUAUGGACUAUGCCUUCAAAGUCUUCAACUACCCCACUUUUCAUGAUAAAAAUGUCUUUGCCUUCAAUGCAAUCAUUGCUGGGUUCGUUGCAAAUGGGCUUUCCCAAGAUGGGUUUGGUCUUUAUAGGCAAAUGCGGCAUAUGGGUAUUGUUCCUGAUAAGUUCACGUUCCCAUGUGUGAUUAGAGCGUGUGGUGAUGCUGUGGAGGAUUUGGAGGUUAAGAAGAUUCAUGGGUUGUUGUUUAAACUUGGGUUGGAAUUGGAUGUGUUUGUUGGCAGUGCUCUGGUUAAUACUUACUUGAAAUUUGGAUUGGUGGUGGAGGCACAUAAGGUGUUUGAGGAAUUGCCUGUUAGAGAUGUUGUGCUCUGGAACUCCAUGGUCAAUGGGUAUGCGCAGAUUGGGCGGUUUGAGGAGGCUCUGGGUGUGUUUAGGAGGAUGGGGGAAAAUGGGGUAGUUCCUUGUAGAUAUACAGUUACUGGUGUUUUGUCUAUAUUUUCUGUGAUAGGUGACUUUGCCAAUGGACGAACUGUUCAUGGGUUUGUGACAAAAAUGGGUUAUGACUCCAGUGUUGUUGUUUCAAAUGCAUUGAUUGAUAUGUAUGGGAAAUGCAAAUGUAUUAGUGAUGCCUUGAAUGUAUUUGAGGUGAUGGAUGAGAAGGAUCUCUUUUCAUGGAACUCAAUCAUAUCGGUUCAUGAACGAUGUUGUGAUCAUUAUGGAACUCUGACGUUUUUUGAUAGGAUGCUACGAAACAGGGUUCAGCCUGAUUUGGUUACGGUUACUACAAUACUACCAGCUUGUACACAUCUAGCGGCCUUGAUGCAUGGUAGAGAGAUACAUGGGUAUAUGAUUGUAAAUGGGUUGGGGAAGGAAGGAAGUAACAAUGAUUUUGAUGAUGUUGUGUUGAACAAUGCUUUGAUGGACAUGUAUGCAAAAUGCGGAAAUAUGAGAGAUGCUCGCAUGGUUUUUGAUAGUAUGAGAGAGAAAGAUGUUGCCUCAUGGAACAUCAUGAUCACGGGUUAUGGAAUGCAUGGUUAUGGAGAUCAUGCACUGGAUGUGUUUUCUCGUAUGUGUCAAGCUCAAAUGGUACCUAAUGAAAUCAGUUUUGUUGGAUUGUUAUCUGCAUGCAGCCAUGCUGGCAUGGUGAAGGAGGGGCUUGAGUUUCUGGUAGAAAUGGAGUCAAAAUAUGGUGUUUUUCCAUCCAUUGAACACUAUACAUGUGUGAUUGAUAUGCUUUGUAGAGCAGGGCAGCUUAUGGAAGCUUAUGAUUUAGUGCAAACGAUGCCCUUUAAGGCCGAUCCUGUAGGAUGGAGAUCUUUGUUAGCGGCGUGCCGGCUCCACAAGGAUAUGUAUUUGGCUGGGAUUGCUGCAAGUAAGGUGAUUGAACUUGAGCCAGGCCAUUGUGGAAAUUAUGUAUUAAUGUCAAAUGUUUAUGGAGUUCUUGGUCGAUAUGAAGAAGUAUCUGAGGUGAGACAUACAAUGAAGCAACAAAAUGUAAAAAAGAGACCAGGUUGUAGCUGGAUUGAGCUUAUGAAUGGUGUGCAUGUUUUUAUAACGGGUGAUAGGACUCAUCCCCAAACUAACUUUAUUUAUGCUGGUUUAAAUUCAUUGACAGCAGUUCUGCAACAGCAUGGGUAUGUCCCUUAUAUGUAG
Messenger RNA from Gastrolobium bilobum, 1890 nucleotides. RefSeq names its product pentatricopeptide repeat-containing protein At3g14730. Gene Ontology annotation, biological process: RNA modification. The record is from RefSeq and is a predicted model, not a curated record. NCBI's taxonomy places the organism in Eukaryota, Viridiplantae, Streptophyta, Magnoliopsida, Fabales, Fabaceae. The transcript has a single exon. Gene Ontology annotation, molecular function: protein binding; RNA binding. Bases 1 to 1890 code for a protein of 629 amino acids.